GUAAAAAAGUUCCGUUAUUUGACGCUUCACAUUGUACGCGGUCAUUCAUAUUUGCAUUUUGUUCGGUCAAGGAAUUUUUCAGUAAAAUUUUUCGCGUUCGAUACAUAUUCCUUUUUAAAUAGUGUUUUUAAUAAUAUUCUUUAAGCACAAUGUCUGAAUUGCCGUGCUCAAAAUGCCGCCAACCUGGGAAAUUCUAUUGUGAGCGUUGUCUGGAGCCCUAUUGCAGUUCUGAUUGUCAAGUUGGUGAUUGGCAAGAUCACAAAUCGAGAUGUUUUAAAAUUCCGAAUUUAAUACCCAUGCACAAUUUGAGUCUCAAAAGUGAUACAUCAUUUCGACGCUCUCACGGCGGCUCAAAAGAGAAUAUAAACGAUACAAAGCGUAGCAACAGCAACACCUUCGCUGGUACGAAGGCUCGAAAUCCCAUAGAAUGCGGCGAAUCUUGUACCGGAGCUAAACCCAAAAAACUUUUACAAGAUGGAGAUUUUACACUUGUCACAAAAGCUGCCGCUACGUCUACACCAACACCUACUGCCACUGUAGAUGUUGCACCACCCAAGAACGUGAGCAAUAUUUUGAAUUCUGUAAUUACUGCAGAUAAACCUGCCAAUUGGCGCAUGCAUUUCCCACCACCCAAUGGAUAUUUCGAUGCCAUCAUUCAAUUUGUCGAAGAAGCAGAUCAGGCAAACAAACACUUCCUAUGGGUAACCGAUAUUAAAUAUGAUGGUCCAUUGCGUAAACUACUGGCCGAAAUAAAUCGUAAUAUUAAUCAAAAAGAACCCUGUAAGGCUGAGCUAAUAUACCCUGGAGCAUUGGUGGCAGCGCCAUUGGGGAAAAUUCUCUACAGAGCAGAGGUUUUAGAUUGCUCCGCCCAGGCACAAAAGGCUGAUGUACGUCUAAUCGAUUAUGGCAACGAAUUGAGGAUUCCAUACAACCAACUCUUUGCACCCAUACCCAUUAUGGCGAAUUUAAAUGCUUACGCUUUUCGAGUUUGCUUGCGCGGCGAUUGUGGUCCCUUGAACAUUGAAUCUGUUGUGACCAUUAAAAUUGUGGGACAAAAACAUUCUGAAGGUUAUUACAAUGUCGAGAGCAAAGAGAAGUCCAUACCCAUGGAAUUACCUGUGGAAUUGCUGACGAAAGAGAAAUCGCUUACUGUUGUCAAAUAUUUUGUGGAUGGCCGCCAUGCAUUGUUACGCUUGAAUGGUAACGAAGACUUGAACUCCCUAGAUGAGGUAUUGAAUUCGGAACAAACCAUACAAUAUGAAUUUGAAAAGGUGCCAAGUGAGGGGACAUUUGUUGCAGCACGCACUAAGCAUGGUUGGAAACGUGCCCGCCUACUGGCACAUUGGGAAAAGGGCCACGAGUAUUUGGUUUAUGCCAUUGAUGAGGGUUUCAUAACACGUUCGCCACAAAUCAAACGCAUACCCAGUGCAUUCUUGUGUCAUCCCAUGCAAGUGUUUGCUGUUUCCACAAACUCUGUGGAAUAUAUGCUAUCGGAAACUAUGUUGGCAACUGUCAAAAAAUUAUCCAUACAAUUGUUGCCUGCCACAUCGGUAACAGCAGGAAAAGAUUCAAAGACACAUUUGUCAUGUGCUCUCUUUGAGGAUUCGCGCAAAAUUGUGGAUGUUGUAAUAGCUUCGAUCUUUACCGGCUGCAUUAAGGAGCUGAAUAUAGACUUGUGGUAUGAUCUCCCCGGUCCUGGCUCAUUUGUAACCGUAAGCCAUGUCAUAACAUUUAAAGAAGUCUAUAUAGCAGCUCUUGAAACUAGAGAUUAUGAUAAAAUAUUUGAAGCGGAACAUGGGAAAUGCAUUCCUUUCAAUGCUGGCGCCAGCGAUGAAUUGAAAAAAGAUGCUAUUGUUUUUGUAUGCGAUCCACAUGGACAUAAAUAUCGCGGACAGAUAAUCGAAUGCGAAGCAAACUCUUACCGAAUUAAAAACAUUGACAAAGGUGCAGAAUUCAGCGUAGAUCGAAAAUAUAUCUUCAAACCCACGAAUCUAAUCAGAUAUCUUCCCGUGCGAUGUUCCCUAAUUAAACUCAUGUAUUUAUCAACCGUUCCCACACCAAUUGCCUAUAACAAAGCCUUGACUUCAUUGGAGAAAUGUAUGGAAAAUGCAGCGGAAUUCGAAGUCUUUGCAGAUAAAGAAAACACUGGAGUGGACUUGCUAUUCCGGACCAAGGAAAGGCAAUCGCUUUGUAAAAAAUUAUUACCACUUGUGUUUGAUGCAGCAGAUAUACCAGCAACGGUACCACUUUAUGAUGAUACGACCCAACAACAACAGCCACCGCCGGAAGUUCCAAAAAGAGUAGUUGUAAAUGAAAGGGCACCCGUUGCAAUGACCCUAACACCGCCCAACACUCCCAUCGCUGUAGAGCCCCCAAAAGCAGCCGCAGCUGCUGUAAUUUCGCCCAAGAUUCUAACACUUGAUGAUUUGGAAAUUAUUCCCAUCCAAUGUGGGGAGAAUGCUGAACUCUACACCUUAGAUGCCACAUCAAUUGUGAAUUUAGAUGGUCCCUAUAUAACUGCGGCUGAUUUUAGUAACAAGGCGUAUUUAAGAAAAUUGGAAAUCAGUCUAGCCUCUGUUGCUGAAUAUUGCAAUAGUCCAAAGGCUCCAAAGGGGGGUUAUGCUCCAAAAAAAAUGGAAUUGUGCCUGUCCGUAUUUGCCGACGAUGGCCAAUGGUAUCGUGCCAUGUGCAUUGACUCGCAAAAUGACAACUUUUUGGUGUUAUUCCUCGACUAUGGCAAUCUAUCAAAAGUCAGCAAAAAAGAUAUCAUGCCUAUGAUACCUGAUCUCAUGUUUCCCUCAAAUGCCAAUAUGGUUUAUAUUGAAGGUAUAAAGACCAAGGAGCAGGCUUUGAAGUUUGCAAAAUCAUUGCAAACAAAUCCCAUUGUUAAAGCCAAUGUAACACAAAUACCAGAAAGCGAUGCGUACCUUGCCAAGGUACAUGGUCUGGAUACAAUUAUCGCUUAAGCCCUGGAGGCACUAUAUAUGCAUAUAUAUUUUUUAUUGAAUUUCCCUAAUUUUUAAGUUUUAUUCAAUCUAUUAUUUUUAAUUUUAUCUGACCAUUUUGUAUGCAAUUUCGGAGUGAAUUGAAAUUCAUUUUUUUUAAAUAAAACGUCGUUUAAUUUUAUCAAAU
Musca domestica (house fly) is the source of this 3132-nucleotide messenger RNA. RefSeq lists its product as uncharacterized. Bases 150 to 2966 code for a protein of 938 amino acids. The transcript is spliced from 5 exons. NCBI's taxonomy places the organism in Eukaryota, Metazoa, Arthropoda, Insecta, Diptera, Muscidae. Gene Ontology annotation, biological process: spermatogenesis. The record is from RefSeq and is a predicted model, not a curated record.